This is a messenger RNA of Amoebophrya sp. A25, 876 nucleotides long. Lineage: Eukaryota; Dinophyceae; Syndiniales; Amoebophryaceae. The record is from the annotation of a GenBank genome assembly.
CCGAUGUUGACCAGCGUCCUUCAAACACCAAAACCUAUCGAGAAGCGGCUCUACAGAAUAACAAGACAUUGAAGCACCACCACGCGGAGGUCUGCAACAUCUACACAGAAGCACACCUGUCAAAGUAUUUGGCGUUGGAAGUCGGACUUACGCUGAGUUCACCACUUCACUGGAGAUCUGAUCAUAGAUCUCGUUGCAGAAGACCACGAAAAAGAAACUUUAAGUCCCACUAUACAACACCAAAUACUACAAGUGUAUGAUUAUGAAGGUCUGACGGGGAACGAUAACGAAGGUCAGGAAAGAAGAAAAAUCAGUAGUAGAAACAUAACAAAAAAAGUAGUGGGAGUCCAAGUAGUCCAGCUUUGAAGCGCAUUCAGGGAGAAAAGCAAGACAGCGGCUGGGCUACGAUGCAGGAUGAGGUCAAUACUUAUCUUCCUCAAUUUAACAAGGGUUGUUGCCCUAUAAGCAAUCCAUCUUAUUUUGAAGCAUCUUAGUUACUUGAAGCUUCCCCAGAACAAAGGCAAAGGGGAAAGGAGCACCAAGAUGGAUGCGUCUCAGGGUGAAUUAUACUAAGGAAAUGGAGCUCAGCUCUAUAAUCAAAAUGUCCGAACUGUGGUCACUGUGGCGUAACCGUUGGCCCUAAUCAUUAGCUUGUAAGUACCCCCCAACGGUGGGUGGCUGUGAUACGGAAGAUACUAGAACCUCCAGACCCAGAACUACUAGUGACAAGACCAGAACUGGCAACUGAGCAAGUGCUUUUAUCCCUUCCGACGACUACCUGAAUCGAUCGGCACGGUUGAAAGCUUUUGUUCUCGACAGUGCUAAGCGGGGCGCCAGACGUGGCGAAAGAAGUGUCAUUCUAGAGCUGAAUGUUAA